AUGAAAGCCCGAUUUAGACCGAAUUCACUCAUUUUCCCACGAGAAGAGGAUAAGGCUACUAAAACGUCCGUCAGUGGCAAAAGACAGCCGCAACCUCCCGCUCUAAGCUUGGCCAGCCAGCCUUUUGGAUACUGUGCUGUCACUGAAGCCAAUGAGAGGAAAGGACUACAAUGUCUCACCUCCUUGUCGACCUGUGACCAAGCUGUUACUGCGGAAUUUGAGUGGGAGAGUCAUCCACUUACACGGGGAGAAGGCGGCGAGGAAAACCUGUCUGGUGAUGAUCAAGCCCCUCCCAGCGGCCAACAAAGUUGA
This is a messenger RNA of Penicillium samsonianum, 312 nucleotides long. RefSeq lists its product as uncharacterized. The transcript has 2 exons. Lineage: Eukaryota; Fungi; Ascomycota; Eurotiomycetes; Eurotiales; Aspergillaceae. The coding region runs from base 1 to 312 and encodes 103 amino acids. The record is from RefSeq and is a predicted model, not a curated record.